AUGGACUUCAUCAAAAAAAUCUUAUUACUCUAUAGCUGUCUAUCAAUUGCCAACGUAUUUAACAACAGCAUUGUACAAGCUUUGAAAGCCGAACAAAUUGUCGGAGGCAGGAUAGUGCCUCCUCAGAAAUACACGUUCAACGCUUUCGUCAAAGUUAGUCCACAUGGGAUCUGCAGUGGAGUGAUUAUUGGAAAGAAAACUGUCAUCACCGCAUCACAUUGUUUAUAUGACAGUUCUGGUAAACUUAGAUCUCGGCAAGUGACUGUUAUAGCUGGGACGACGGAUGUUACAGAUACGUCUGAAAAUAGAGUUGAUAUUGAUGUGGCUAAAAUUUACAUACUCAAGGACUUUAUUCACGAAAUAAAAUACUUGUACCAAUCAAAGGAUACGGAGUUUAAAGAUAUUGCUGUACUAAAGCUUACAAAAUCACUGGACAUUAAAAAUAAUCCGUACAUAAGUAAAAUUGAGUUGCCUGCAAAUGAUGUUAACUACGACGGAAAACGUGUCGUUGCAUUCGGUUUUGGAGUGAAAGGUAUGGAUUUUCAUAAUUCGGAGCCCAUGCCAUUAUUUGAUGGAAAGUUACGGUACAUCAGAGCCAUGGUUUCCAAAGGAUCACACUGUUUAAAGUUUUUUCUAAAGUUGACUAUUAAAAAUUCUGAGCAGUUCAUGUGUGCGGAAAUGGAACAAGAGUCACAUAUCAUUAAAGGAAGUACUUGCAAGGGCGACAGUGGUGGACCUUUGGUAUACAACGAAAAUACCCUUAUUGGAAUAAUUUCACUAGGACCCCCGUUCUGCAACGUAGCACAAACGAUGUUUAUAAAAAUUUCUAGCUUCAGGACGUUCAUUAACAAAGCUAAGCUUGAUAAGCCUGACAAAACUAUGCACUGUGAAUCUUUAUCGAAUGAAUCUCUUUGUUCAAUCAUGUAA
Copidosoma floridanum is the source of this 927-nucleotide messenger RNA. Its product is annotated as chymotrypsin-2-like. Lineage: Eukaryota; Metazoa; Arthropoda; Insecta; Hymenoptera; Encyrtidae. The record is from RefSeq and is a predicted model, not a curated record. Gene Ontology annotation, biological process: proteolysis. Gene Ontology annotation, molecular function: serine-type endopeptidase activity.